This is a messenger RNA of Cyphomyrmex costatus, 5114 nucleotides long. RefSeq names its product eukaryotic translation initiation factor 2 alpha kinase Gcn2 (gene Gcn2). Gene Ontology annotation, biological process: DNA damage checkpoint signaling; regulation of translational initiation by eIF2 alpha phosphorylation. The coding region runs from base 256 to 5103 and encodes 1615 amino acids. Gene Ontology annotation, cellular component: cytoplasm; nucleus. The record is from RefSeq and is a predicted model, not a curated record. Gene Ontology annotation, molecular function: eukaryotic translation initiation factor 2alpha kinase activity; ATP binding; protein binding. Lineage: Eukaryota; Metazoa; Arthropoda; Insecta; Hymenoptera; Formicidae. The transcript has 13 exons.
UUCUGCACGCGUGUCAUUCACGCAUUUGACGGAAUAGGCAUGUAAAUUGUAUAUGUAUACAUAACAUGUGUACACAGUCUCUAACUCUCGACAGUUUCCGAUUAUUGUGGUCCAUUUUUAUUGAAUUUAUCCUUGAAGCACGACGCUGAAAUCACGUACGUGCGGAAUUGACUCGGAAUUUUCUCUUUUCAUACUAUUCUGUUUCGUUUAAAACUUGUUAAUCUGCGUACGAUGGGCAAGUAGCGACGUGGCAAAAUGUCUCACGUUGAAUCAUGUAAAGUUCGGCAGCAAAAUGAAUUGGAAGUCUUGAAGUCUAUCUUUGGUGAUGAAUUGCGUGACUUGAGGAAGAAUAAAAAUAAGAAGAAAUGGCAACCUUUAGAUAUCAUUGUUACCUUGACGCCACAAAAAGGUAUGUCCGGACCUGCGGAAGUCUAUGCACAGAUAGAUUUGCAUAUUGUAUGUUGCGACAAAUAUCCUGAUGAGGUACCAAUUAUUCAACUGCAAGAUAGCAGAGGUUUGUCUCAUCAACAGGUUGCGGUUUUGUCAUCUGAACUCGAAAAUUUAGCACAAAAGUUAAAGGGUGAAGUUAUGAUUUUUGAAUUCAGUCAACAUGUUCAGAAAUAUCUACACGAGCAUAACAAACCGAGUUACAGUAGUUUUUAUGAAGAGAUGGUGUCGAGAAAUCAGGAAAGAAUACAAUAUGAGAUGCAAGAGAAGCAAAUGAAAGAAGAUAAAGAAAGACAGGUUCUGCAAGAUGCCAUACAAAAACGUCAGGAAGCCCUGAAAGCUGAGAUGCGUAAUCGGAAGGAAACAAAUAGAUUGAUCACAGAUUCUGAUGUUGUCUUUCGAUCCAUACCAUCGUCUCCACAUGAAAGAGGAACGAGUCGUUUUAGACGUCGAUGUGUGAGCACGUCAGAAAGCUCCGAAGGAUCGUUGUGCGAGCAUAGAGGUACUAAACUCAUUCAUUUUGACAGUAAUAAAGGCGAGAGACAAGUGCACCGAGGAAAAUGCUUGGGGCACAGUGCAAAGGGUUCCAUAGUAUAUGCUGGCGUUGAUGAGACUACUGGAGAAUUAUUAGCUAUUACGGAAUGGACGUUGAAAUGUGCUAUGGCAAAUGGUUGCUCCACUCAGGAAGCCAUCGAUAUACAUCAUGCUAUGAAACAGAUUGCUAGUUUGGAGCAAGAGCUGAAUCAUUUGUACAAACUACAUCAUCCAAAUCUUGUACAUUAUUUAAAUAUGAAAUAUUUGCAAAGCAACAAUAAUGUGGUGAUUUAUGUGCUUCAAGAAUUCGUGGUUGGUACCACGUGCUCGUUCUUCCUGAUGGAAAACAUUCCAGUCGAUAUCGACAUGUUGAGACAUUUGGCAACAGGUGUUCUCGAGGCAUUGCAAUACCUCCAUGAGAAUAAUGUAGUGCAUAAAGAUUUACGAGACACCAGCAUUUAUAUAGAUCACAUGGGUCUUGUAAGAUUGUCCGAUUAUUCUUUAGAUAAAAGAUUGUCGGACAUGUAUCAUUCGAAUUCCUUAGCAAAGACUGAACACGAUUUUCCAACAAUUCAAGGUCGAGGUGGCAAAAAGGCAGACAUAUAUAGAUAUGGGAUAUUAUUGCUUUCGUUAUUAAAAGGAACCAUCAUAUCCGGGGAAGAAAUCGAUCUAACAGUAAUCCCACAGCUUCACUUGAGGGACUUUAUUUCAAAAUGUCUCAUCGACGACGAAAGAAUGCGUUGGUCUGCAGAACAAUUGCAACAACAUAGUUUUAUAAAAAUACCAUUAGCUCGAGGUUUAUCGCCUUCCAUACCGGAUCAUGAUGAGAAAGAGAAACAUUUAGAACCAGAAGAACCGGAUACCGAUAUUCAGUUACAUUUGCCAUCAAUGGGUAGGCAAUCACGAAUACAAAAUGAAUUUGAGGUGCUGAAAUGGCUGGGAAAAGGAGCCUUCGGCGACGUUUUAAAAGUGAGAAAUAAAUUAGACGGCGGUGUCUAUGCUAUCAAACGCAUAGAAUUAAAUCCAAAGAAAAAGCAGCUAAAUAGGAACAUUACGCGCGAAGUUAAAUUGCUCUCUAGAAUGAAUCAUGAAAAUGUAGUACGUUAUUACAAUUCGUGGAUUGAAAGUGCUACUUUGGAUGAUUCAGUCAGGCAUAGUCAUUUCACGCCAAUCACCACGUCUUCAGAUAGAACAACCACCACGCAGGAUAAAGCAGAUAUAGUUAAUCAUCUGGAAAGUGAUGAGAUAGAAAAAUUUGCUCCACCGUUACGCGAUGUUGAAUGGAAUAUAUCGUAUGAAUCUCGGGCGAAUGUGGCUGAUAGCGACGAUGAAAACAGCGAUGCCUCGACUGAUUCCGACAGUGAAGAACACUGCGCAUUUCUAAUGCGAACUUUAUUACGUAUUGAGUCUUCCGAUAGUAUUGAAUUCGAAAGAGAUGAUAUAUCACAAAAAUGCGCAGUGACGCCAGACGUUUCUAAUAACGAUAUUAAGGAUACUGAAACUUCUAGUGAAGAUGUCACGGUAAAAGAAAUACAAUUUAUGUACAUCCAAAUGGAAUUCUGUGAGAAAAGCACAUUAAGAACUGCCAUAGAUAAUGGUUUAUACGAAGAUGAAGAACGUUUUUGGAGGCUCUUUCGAGAAAUUGUAGAAGGUCUGGCACAUAUUCAUCAGCAGGGUAUGAUACAUAGAGAUUUGAAACCUGUAAACAUUUUCCUCGAUAGUAAUGAUCACGUCAAGAUAGGAGAUUUCGGAUUGGCCACGACUAAUAUACUGUCAUCGUUAGUUCAAACCAUCGAUACUGAUAAAGAAUCACAAUUUGAGAAAGGUGGAAGUUAUGAUGUAGAAGAAUUAGGAUCUCUUACUGGUCAAGUUGGUACAGCUUUAUAUGUAGCUCCUGAACUUUCCGCAAAAACUGCCAAAGCAAUUUACAAUCAAAAAGUGGACAUCUAUAGUUUGGGAAUCAUUUUCUUUGAAAUGAUUUACAAACCGCUGACUACCGGAAUGGAGCGUGUCAAGGUCCUGCUAAAUUUACGCUCGAAAGAAAUCGUCUUUCCUCCUGAUAUAUCAGAAACAGAUGCAUCUCAAAUUCAUAUCAUACGUUGGCUGCUGAAUCACGAUCCAAGUCAACGUCCUACCGCUCAGGAAUUACUUUCUUCCACAUUUUUGCCACCACCGUUAGAAGAUACGGAAUUGCAAGAAGUAAUGCGCCAUACGUUAUCCAAUAGUCAAAGUAAAGCAUAUAAAUAUUUAGUGGCGUCGUGCUUUACGCAAGAUGUUACACCGGCAGAAGAUAUUACUUAUGAUAUGAAUUUACCUGCUAGGGAAACGUCAAGUGUUCUUUCCUCAAAAAAGCAAUUUCUGCAGGAAAGUGUGAAACAAAAAAUCAUUGAGAUAUUUCAAAAGCAUGGCGGAAUAUACCUCGCGACACCGUUGUUAAUGCCUAAAUCCAUUCAGCAUUCUAACUUUACCGAGUCUAAUGUAAAAUUGAUGACUCGUACUGGCAGUAUAGUUUCGAUACCUCAUGAUCUUCGUACUCCUUUUGCUCGAUAUGUUGUAUGGAAUAAUAUUUCGCAUAUUCGAAGAUACGCUAUCGAACGUGUCUUCAGAGAUAAAAAGGCGCGAGGAUUUCAUCCAAGGGAAUUAUAUGAAUGUGCUUUUGAUAUUAUUACUCCUGUAAAUAACAAUUUAAUGCCAGAGGCUGAAUUAAUCUUCAUCAUAUGGGAGAUCUUCAACGAGUUACCACAGAUUCGAGAACAUAAUUUCAUAAUACGCCUGAAUCAUACGUCGCUAUUAAAAGCUGUGCUAAUGUAUUGUGGCGUAGAGAAAGACAAGUAUCAGGAUAUAUAUUCCAUACUACAGGAUGCCCGCGAUGGAAAGUUAACUAAAUUUCAGGUCCAAACGCAUUUGAUAAGUUUAUGCUUAACCGAUCAAGCUAUGGAAACGCUUUUUAAUUUACUUGAAACGGAAAGCUCCGUUGCGAAAAUCAAUAGUGUUUUAAGAACAAUUACGAGAAGAAAAGGAGAAGAUGCUCGUUUAGCCAAUGAAGGUAUAAACGAUAUAAAGACUGUAACAUCUUAUGUAGAAAGUUUGGGUGUUAAGUGGCCUAUUACUAUCGUACCUUUAUUAACGUAUAAUGUACAACAAUAUAGUGGUGUGAUAUAUCAAAUAACUUGCGAAUUGAAGCAUAGACGAAGACGAUGUGGUCAAAACAUCAUAGCUGCGGGCGGUCGAUAUGAUAAAAUGCUGGUAUCAUUUAGAAAAGUUUUAGAGCGCACUGGAAUGGCCAGUAAAGAAAUGAAACAAUACGGUGCUGGUAUUAGUAUAUCGUUAGAUAAAUUGGUGUCCGCUGGUGCUGAAGAAUGUGAAGGUAGUGAAAGUAAAUACGGUAUUGAUGUGGCUAUAUGCUGUGAGGGAAAUUCAGAAAACGAAGGAAGAGGAGAAAAGGACAUGAUUAAUGUAUUACGGGAAAUCUGGUCAUUAGGAUUGAAGGUUACAACGUUAGAUCUAUGCACUAUGGAGGAAAUAUUAGAAUACUGCCAAGAAAAUUCUAUAAGCCAUAUAGUAAUAUUAAGAAGUAGUACUUUAAGAGUGCUAACAUGGGAAAGGGACCGAUUUCAAGAGAAGAAGUGGAACACUAUACAGGAUAUUGUUGAAUAUUUACAACGACAGACCGAAAUCGCGUUGCCAAUCUUGAAUAGGUCCGAAAGUAAAAUAAGUGCGAAUGAUAUAUCAGUAGUGUCUAGUAAUCCGAUUAAUGUUAACAUCGGUUUCAUUCUCUCUGAACGAGAUAAACUGUCCGGAAGUGGCAAAAGAAGUUUCAAGAAUACCAUAUUAGCGCAAAUGUCCUCCUACUUGCAAAGAAUAUCACAUAAAGUUCCUGUAGAAAUUUUUGCAGUCUUUUUAGAAAUAUCCGUUAUAAGAACGCUGAUCGGUUUUUUAGAGAUCGAUGAGGAGGAACAAGCUUUCCAAAAAAGUAUUCAAAUUAUAAUAGAUAAACAUCCACGGCAUAAGAAAUAUAUAAAAGUAAUAUGCGAAGAUAUGAGGAAAUUACGGAAUGAAAAGUCCAAGCCUGUACAGAUACUUUACAGUUUGAUAGACAGUAGACACAUGACUUUAAUAUAAAAUAUUGUCAA